Messenger RNA from Stylophora pistillata, 618 nucleotides. RefSeq lists its product as uncharacterized. The record is from RefSeq and is a predicted model, not a curated record. NCBI's taxonomy places the organism in Eukaryota, Metazoa, Cnidaria, Anthozoa, Scleractinia, Pocilloporidae.
AUGGCGUCUACACGUGGAAAGCCUACCCGUAGACCCCAACUGGAAUUGCAAGCAGCAGUUCUGAGUGUGCGGCUAGCAUGUAUAACCCAGAAAGAACAUGACUAUGAGGUGUCUUCUACCUAUUAUUGGAGUGACAGCAGUGCUGUUAUUGGUCAGAUUCGUGGAGAGUCAAAGCGUCAUCCUGCUUUCACUGCCAACAGACUCUCCGGAAUUCUUGAUACUUCAGAGCCGCAACAAUGGCGUCACUGCCCUGGUAAACUCAAUCCUGCAGAUGAUGGCAGUCGUGGCCUGAAGGCAGAUUCGAUUACUCCGAACUGUCGCUGGUUAAAUGGACCAUCAUUUCUUCUACUGUCAGAAGAUCAGUGGCCUGAAGAUAUUCCGAAGUCAAUGUUUGCUCCUGACGUGACUUGCGAAGUACCCGAAGUACCAGGUGCAACCUUCAUGUCAGCUGUGGAUGGUUGGAAACUCAACCCUCAGUUUAUCGACUUGUCUCGUUACUCGUCGUUUGUUAAACUUUGUCGAAUUACUGCUUAUGUAAAGCGAUUCAUCGAGAAUUGCAAAAGCAAGAAAAGAGAAAAUGGAAAUGAAAAUUGGCCCGUUGGAGGUUCAAGAAAUUAA